This is a messenger RNA of Caenorhabditis angaria, 3670 nucleotides long. NCBI's taxonomy places the organism in Eukaryota, Metazoa, Nematoda, Chromadorea, Rhabditida, Rhabditidae. The record is from the annotation of a GenBank genome assembly.
AUGCUCAAACUACAUUCGAUUACAGUAAUCUUGUUGUGUUAUCAAUUAUUUGGCUCGAGUUCCGGGAGUUUGCAAGAUCUUGGUUAUCCUGGUUGGACUUGUGAUGCUUCCUUGUAUCAAAAGUGAGCGUGUAAUUGGAGCAUUUUAUGUGCUCACAAGCCUGAUUUUCAUCGGAAAUAUGGCUUGUGAGCACUCAAAAUGCUCCAAAACAUGUGAAAAAUCCUAUUUAGAAGUGCAAAAGUUCCCACGUCUGCUCACGCUGUCAAAUUCUCUGAUAUCAAGAUUAUCGGAGCUUUGGGUGACUCGCUGACCGCUGCAAAUGGUGCCGGAGCACCAAAAGGCGACCCGUUGGCGGUGAUUUUGCAGUACAGAGGUUUGGCGUUUCAAUGUGGUGGCGAUUCGAGUUUGGAUGAACAUGUUACGAUUGCUAGUGAGUUUUGCGGGGGUGAAUUUUGGGAAAAUUGGAAAAAUUGUGUAAUUUGGAGCAUUUUGAGUGUAAAUACAUCCAGGUUUGAUGAAAAAUCCGAAAAAAUCACCUUUUUGGGCUUCUGCAAGGUUUUUCAUGGUGAUUUUUUGAAUCAGCGUGAAAUUCGGAGCAUUUUGAGGGUAAACAUGAUAUAUUUUGCAGAAUUUUCAGAAAAAAGUGACCCCCCUGGAUAUAUUUUUACAAUUUUUCCAAAGUAUAUCAUAUUUACACUCAAACUGCUCAAAAUUUCAUGAAAAAUCCGAAAAAACAACCUUUUUGGGCUUCUGCAAGGUUUUUCAUGGUGAUUUUUUGAAUCAGCGUGAAAUUCGGAGCAUUUUGAGGGUAAACAUGAUAUAUUUUGCAGAAUUUUCAGAAAAAAGUGACCCCCCUGGAUAUAUUUUUACAAUUUUUCCAAAGUAUAUCAUAUUUACACUCAAACUGCUCAAAAUUUCAUGAAAAAUCCGAAAAAACAACCUUUUUGGGCUUCUGCAAGGUUUUUCAUGGUGAUUUUUUGAAUCAGCGUGAAAUUCGGAGCAUUUUGAGGGUAAACAUGAUAUAUUUUGCAAAAUUUUUAGAAAAAAGUGACCCCCCUGGAUAUAUUUUUGCAAUUCUUCCAAACUAUAUCAUAUUUAUACUCAAACUGUUCAAAAUUUCAUGAAAAAUCCAAAAAAACCACCCAAAAUGUUUGAAAUUCCCCAAAAUAUAUCAUGUUUACACUCAAAAUGCUCCAAAUCCCCCAAAAAAUCACAUUUUUUGUCCAGAUGUGCUCAAAAAAUUCAACCCAAACAUUUUUCGGAUAUUCGACCGGUAUCGGAAGUUCCAAUGUUUGGGAAGUCUCAAAAUUGAAUCAAGCAGUUCCCGGAGCCGAAGCAAUCGAUAUCAUAACUCAAGCAAGAGCUCUUGUUCAUCUCGUUCAAUCUCACAAAGAUGUACGCAGGCAUGAGGAAUCGAACCAGCACCUUUAGAUUGGGAAAAAAAAUUAUUUGAAAAAAAAUGAUGUUUUUGCAGAUCGACAAUGCGAAUGACUGGAAACUGAUCAAUAUUUUCAUCGGAGCCAAUGAUAUGUGUGCAUAUUGCUCACAAGGCGAAGCGGGACCACACUCUAAACAAGCCUAUAAGAAUAAUAUUAUUCAAGCUGUGCAGAUUUUGAAGGAUAAUUUGCCAAGGUAAGGGAAUUUGGAGCAAUUUGAGUGUAAAUAUGAUAUAUUUAGGAUAAAUUUGAAAAUUUUCUCUACAGGGGGGUCACUUAAUUUUUCAAAAUUAUCCGAAAUAUGUCAUGUUUACACUCAAAAUGCUCCAAAUUCCACGCUGAUUCUGAAAAUCCCCAUGAAAAACCUGUCAGAUUUCUAGAAACUCAGAAAUGUACAAGAUUUUCAACAAAAAAAAACCGAAUAUCACAAAACUCUGAUUUUCAUUGCAAUUUGGGGGAUUUGAAUGGUUUUUCGGGUUUUUCAUAGAAUUUGGAGCAGUUUGAGUGUAAACAUGAUAUAUUUAGGAUAACUUUGAAAAUUUUCUCUACAGGGGGUCACUUAAUUUUUCAAAAUUAUCCGAAAUAUGUCAUGUUUACACUCAAAAUGCUUCAAAUUUCACGCUGAUUCUGAAAAUCAUUAUGAACAACCUGUCAGAUUUCUAGAAACUCAGAAACGUACAAGAUUUUCGAAAAAAAUUUCAAAUAUCACAAAACUCUUUAUUUUCAUAGCAAUUUAGGGUUUUGAAUGAUUUUUUCCGGGUUUUUCAUAGAAUUUGGAGCGGUUUGAGUGUAAAUAUGAUAUAUUUAGGAUAAUUUUGAAAAUUUUCUCUACAGGGGGGUCACUUAGUUUUUGAAACUUAUCCGAAAUAUAUCAUGUCUAUACUCAAAAUGCUCCAAAUUUCACGCUGAUUCUGAAAAUCACUAUGAAAAACCUGUCAGAUUUCUAGAAACUCAGAAACGUACAUGGUUUUCAAACGAAAAUUUUUUUCAAAUAUCACGAAACUGCUUAUUUUCAUAGCAAUUUAGGGUUUUGAAUAGUUUUUUCAGGCUUUUCAUGGAAUUUGGAGCAGUUUGAGUGUAAAUAUGGUAUAUUCAGGAUGAUUUUGAAAUUUAGCCAGGGGGGUCACAUAAUUUUUCAAAAUUAUCCGAAAUAUGUCAUGUUUGUACUCAAAAUGCUCCAAAUUUCACGCUGAUUCUGGGAACCACAAAGAACAACCUCUCAGAUUUCUAAAAACUCAGAAACGUACAAGAUUUCCAACAAAAAAAAUUCACAUAUCACAAAACUCUUUAUUUUCAUAGCAAUUCAGGGUUUUGAAUGGUUUUUUCGGGCUUUUUAUAGAAUUUGGAGCAGUUUGAGUGUAAAUAUGACAUACUUUCGAUAAAUUUGAAAAUUUUCUCUACAGGGGGGUCACAUAAUUUUUCAAAGUUAUCCGAAAUAUAUCAUGUUUACACUCAAAAUGCUCCAAAUUUCACGCUGAUUCUGAAAAUUCCAGAACAAUCGUCUCUCUAACCGGUAUGUUCGACAUGGAAAUGUUGCGUCAAAUCGAUCAUGACAAAUAUUUUUGCGACGGUCUUCAUACCUUUGAGUGCGGUUGUGAGAAGAACAAAACGUUCACAAAUGCCGAUGUCAAACGAGCUUGUCAAUAUUAUAUGGAGGCUCAAAAGGAGAUUGAGGAUUCGGGAAUUUUCGACACUUCUGAUGAUUUUACUUAUGUUGUUCAACCGUUUUUCAAUGGAAUUGUGGUUCCACCAUUGGUAAGCCUAAGUUUGGGGAUAAGCCUUAAGUUUAGGCCUUAAAUCUAUGUUUUUGGCUUGACAAAGUCUUAGAGUAGCUCUGCCUUAGCCUUUAGCUAAGCCUAAGAUCUUGGCUGAGCCUAUAUUUUUGACCAGCCUAAAAUCUGGGCUAAGCCUAAGCCUUUGCUUAGAAAAUCAGAUUCUAGGGUAAAAAAUCCUGAAAAAUCCACUUUUCCCGCUCAAAAAUCCCCGAAUUUUCCUCGCAGAACCCGGAUGGCUCACCAAACCUCAACUGGUUUGCGCCAGACUGUUUCCACUUCUCCAAAUUGGGUCACGCCAACGUCGCCAAACAUCUCUGGAACAAUAUUGUGCAACCGGUCGGCUCGAAAGACACUCAAGUCAAUCUCAGCGAUCCGUCGAUUCCACUCAGAUGUCCCGAUGUUUCGUGCCCAUUCUUCCGAACCACCAAAAAUAGUGCGGAUUGCUCGAAAUAUUUGUAA